This is a messenger RNA of Symbiodinium natans, 360 nucleotides long. NCBI's taxonomy places the organism in Eukaryota, Dinophyceae, Suessiales, Symbiodiniaceae. The record is from the annotation of a GenBank genome assembly.
AUGGGUUGGGGCGGCUACGGCAAGGGUGGCUAUGGCUGGGGCAUGCCGCCCAUGAUGAUGAUGGCUUACAAAGGCAAAGGCAAAGGACUUCGUGGCUUCUCAAACGAGAAGAAGGUUUGGAUUGGGGGCCUUCCAGCUGGUCCGACAAACAUUGAGACCAACAAGAAGCUGAAGGAGCACAUGUCCCAGGCUGGAGACUGCGUCUUUGCUGAGAUUAACAAGAAUGGUAUUGCCGGUGCCGCAUACAAGACGCCAGAGGAUGUGCAGAAGGCGGUGGCAACUCUCAACGGGUCCAUGUUUGAAGGCGUCCAGAUCCAAGUCGAUAUUUGGCAGAAGCCUGCAGCCGAGCCACAAGCUUGA